AUGACGUUCUUCACCCUGUUCAUUUUCCCCGAUGUCUACGGCUGUGAGAAGGGCCUGCAAGACAUCAUCAGCGCCCUCAGUAUACAUGUUGCCUCUCUGCUUUGUUCGAUCGCCGCGUAUCGGAUCUCCCCGUUUCAUCCGCUCGCAUGGUAUCCAGGCCCUCCCUUGGCAAAAGUGACAAAGUUCUGGGGCGUAUGGCUAUCAUGGACCGGAACGCAGCAUCGGGUGUUUCUAAAUCUGCAUCGAAAGCAUGGCCCCUUUGUGCGCACAGGGCCUAAUGAGUUGUCUGUUGCGGACAUAAGAGCUGUUACCGAAGUACUUGGUGCCAGCGGACUCAGCAAAGGUGAAUGGUACUCAGCUCGCCAAGACCCCAACGCACCCAGGAACCUAAUUGUCUUAACCGGCGAAGCUCAUGCUAACCGGCGUCGACUAUGGAAUAGAGGUCUAAGCACUGAGAGUCUCAGAGAAUACGAACCUGUCCUCUCGAACAGAGUGAAGCAGUUUAUGGUCCACCUCAUGGCUGCCGCUCCAGUGGGUAGCUUGGAUAUUUCGCAGUCAAUCGGGUACUUCACGUUUGACUUCAUGGGUGACAUGGUGUACCUUUGCCCUUUGCACAUGUUGUCUAAUGGUGGCGAUGAGAGUGGCUUUUGGGACAUGCUCAAUCGAUUUUCUGUCGCCGCAUCGAUCAUAUCUCACAUUCCCUGGAUUUUUCCGAUCGUACAGAGGGUCCCGUUUCUAUCUCGGGAUUUGAAAAGGCUGCGGAAGUUUGGUCUCGAGCUGGCCAUGGGUCGUAUGCAGAGGGGAGCGAGAAUGAAAGACUUGUGGUAUCAUCUGUCAGACGAGGCUCACAUGGAGAAGAAGAAGCCUUCCAUUUCUGACGUGAUUGCUGAUGGUGCCCUCGCUGUGAUUGCUGGAGCCGAUACGACAGCCGGAGCUCUCACAGCGCUCGUCUACUUCGUCUUGAGAAACACUGAGUGUUACCAUAAGUUAAGAGACGAAGUUGAUAGGAUUUAUCCGCGUGGGACAGACGCCACCGACAUCACUCUUCACGAUCGCCUUGUUUGGAUGGACGCCUGCAUUAAUGAAACACUACGUCUUCAACCACCAGUACCUACCAAUGGCCCCCGACAAGUGCCAUAUGAUGGACUCGGAGUGAAUAUAGCUGGAUGUUAUGUUCCUCCUGGGACACAGGUCUAUCUUCCACCAUAUUCAAUCCAUCGCGACCCUAGGUACUUCUCACCGCUGCCGGACACCUUCUUGCUCUCUCGAUGGCUCCAAUCUCAAUCGGAAUCCUCUGGUAACGUGACUGCACUCAAUCAGCACGGCUUCAUACCAUUCUCACACGGGCCGGCAAACUGUGUGGGCCGCCAUCUUGCGCGGAUGGAGAUCAAGAUGGUAAUCAGUGAGCUCAUACAGAAGUUUGAUCUCCAGUUCGCAGAGGAAUUUGAUUCAGGUGGAUGGUGCGAUACCAUCAAGGAUUACCUGGUGACCACUCGAGGGCCACUGCUGGUGAAUUUGAAACCGAGAUGUAGUAAUUUGUGA
Molecule: messenger RNA, 1542 nt
Organism: Dichomitus squalens LYAD-421 SS1
Lineage: Eukaryota; Fungi; Basidiomycota; Agaricomycetes; Polyporales; Polyporaceae
Product: cytochrome P450
Exons: 8
Coding region: 1-1542 (513 amino acids)
Molecular function (GO): iron ion binding; monooxygenase activity; heme binding
Source: RefSeq, a predicted model, not a curated record